Molecule: messenger RNA, 5102 nt
Organism: Corylus avellana
Lineage: Eukaryota; Viridiplantae; Streptophyta; Magnoliopsida; Fagales; Betulaceae
Source: RefSeq, a predicted model, not a curated record
AUGGAACUUGUUCGAAACACCAACUUUUCUGCUCUUCUUGUCUUGCUAUCUUGCUUUUGUUUACAGUUUGGCUCUGCCACAGACACCAUCACAGCAGCUAAAUUCAUCAACGACUCUGAAACCAUCAUCUCCAAUAGCGGUGACUUCAAACUGGGAUUUUUCAGCCCCCCAAAUUCUACCGAUCGGUAUGUUGGGAUAUGGUAUGCUGAAAUUUCUGUGUUCACUGUCGCAUGGGUUGCUAACAGAAACAAUCCCCUCACGAAUUCCUCUGGAAUUCUUACCAUAUCCGAAGAUGGCAAUCUGGUAGUGUUAGAUGGGCAAAAGAAGGUGCUUUGGUCUUCAAAUUUAACAAAUUCUGUCGUCAAUUCGAGUGCUCAGCUUUUAGAUUCUGGAAAUCUUGUCUUGCAAGGAAACACUACAGGGACAUUCUUAUGGGAGAGUUUCCAACAUCCUUCUAAUACAUUCAUCGAAAAGAUGAAAAUUAGUACGGAUGUUAGAACGGGUAAGAAAGUGCAGCUGACAUCAUGGAAAAGCCCUUCUGAUCCAUCCACUGGAAACUUCUCUGCCGGUAUUGAUGUUCGUAAUCUUCCGGAACUUUUUAUUUGGAAUGGUAGUAGACUAUAUUGGCGGAGUGGUCCAUGGAAUGGCCAAGUCUUUAUCGGAAUACCGAACAUGUAUUCUGUAUAUCGUGAUGGAUUUAGUCUUGUAGACGAUAAAGAAGGAACAUUCUAUUUAUCUUUUAGCUUUUCGAACGACUCUUUCCCAUAUACUUAUGUCUUGAAUGAGCAAGGAAAUCUACUUGAAGCAUAUUCCAACAACAGUGGGGUGGAUUGGGAGGUCACGUGGUCAUCUUUUAAGACUGAGUGCGAUGUUUAUGGCAAGUGUGGGGCAUUUGGAAGCUGUAAUUCACAGAAUACACCAAUUUGCAGCUGUUUGCCGGGGUUUGAGCCAAAGAACACAGAAGAAUGGAAUAGAGGAAAUUGGACAAGUGGAUGUGUGAGGAGGACACCCUUGCAGUGUGAGAAGGUGAACAAUGGCAGUGAUGGGGGCAAAAAAGAUGGAUUUUUGAAACUGACGAUGAUGAAAGUACCAGACUUUGAAGAAUAUUCGUCAUAUGCUCGUGAAGAAAAAUGUAAAAGCCUAUGCUUGGAGAAUUGUUCUUGUAUUGCUUACGCAUUUGAUUCUGGCAUUGGCUGUAUGCCGUGGGCAAGAAGCUUAAUUGACGUUCAGAAAUUCCCGAGUGGCGGAAUUGAUCUUUAUGUUCGUUUGGCCUAUUCAGAACUUGAUAAAGAGGGAAAUGUGAAAGUAAUCGUAACAGUCACAGUGAUCAUAGGAGUAAUAUUCACUGGCAUCUGCAUUUACUUAUUCCGGCGUUGGAUGGCUAACCAAAAGGCAAGGAAGAAGAAAACGAAGGAGAUUUUAUUGUUGAGCAUGGGUGAAGACAAGCAUGGAGACAACGUUAACCAAGCUAAACUCGAAGAGUUACCAAUAUUCAAUCUUCGGGAGUUGGCAAGUGCAACAAAUAGCUUCCAUCAAUCAAAUAAGCUCGGGCAGGGUGGAUUUGGUCCCGUAUACAGGGGAAAACUGUUAGAUGGACAAGAAAUUGCAGUAAAAAGACUUUCAAAAGCAUCUGGACAAGGGCUAGAAGAAUUUAUGAAUGAGGUGGUGGUGAUAUCUAAACUCCAACAUCGGAAUCUCGUUAGACUCCUUGGUUGCUGUAUUGAAGGGGAAGAAAAGAUGCUGGUCUAUGAAUACAUGCCAAACAAAAGUUUGGACGCAUUUGUCUUUGAUUCAGUGAAACAAAAACUACUAGAAUGGAGAAGACGCUUUAACAUUAUUGAAGGAAUCGGUCGAGGUCUGUUGUACCUUCAUAGGGAUUCUAGAUUAAGAAUUAUUCAUAGAGAUCUAAAAGCAAGUAACAUCUUGUUGGAUGAAGAGCUAAAUCCAAAAAUAUCAGAUUUUGGCAUGGCUAGGAUUUUUGGGAUCAAUGAGGAUCAGGCCAAUACCACAAGGGUCGUCGGAACAUAUGGUUACAUGUCUCCUGAAUAUGCAAUGGAAGGUCGAUUUUCUGAGAAAUCAGAUGUCUUCAGCUUUGGAGUGUUGUUACUUGAGAUAAUUAGUGGAAGAAGAAAUUCUAGCUUUUAUGAUGAUAAGCAGGCCAUGAGCCUUCUAGGAUUUGCAUGGAAAAUGUGGAAUGCAGACAAGGACAACAUUGUGGCAUUAACAGACCCAAUCAUACAUGAACCUCGCUUUGAAAUGGAAAUUUUGAGAUGCAUACAUGUUGGGCUGCUGUGUGUGCAAGAAUUUGCUAAUGAUAGGCCAACGAUAUCUAUUGUUAUUUCCAUGCUUAAAAGUGAGAUUAUUGAUUUGCCUCUUCCAAAGCAACCUGCAUUUACUGAAAGGCAGAAUGCCCCAGAUGCAAGGUCCUCUCAGCACAACCCAAGUAAAUCCUCUGUUAACAAUGUUACAGUUACAAUGGUUCAAGGCCGGUACAGCUUUGAAACAAUGGGACUUGUUCGAAACACCAACUUGUCUGCUCUUCUUGUCUUGCUAUCUUGCUUUUGUUUACAGUUUGGCUCUGCAACAGACACCAUCACAGCAGCUAAAUUCAUCAACGACUCUGAAACCAUCAUCUCCAAUAGCGGUGACUUCAAACUGGGAUUUUUCAGCCCUCCAAAUUCUACCGAUCGGUAUGUUGGGAUAUGGUAUGCUGAAAUUUCUGUGUUCACUGUCGUAUGGGUUGCUAACAGAAACAAUCCCCUCAAGAAUUCCUCUGGAAUUCUUACCAUAUCCGAAGUUGGGAAUCUGGUAGUGUUAGAUGGGCAACAGAAGGUUCUCUGGUCAUCAAAUUUAACAAAUUCUGUUGUCAAUUCGAGUGCCCAGCUUUUAGAUUCUGGAAACCUUGUCUUGCAAGGAAACACUACAGGGACAUUCUUAUGGGAGAGUUUCCAGCAUCCUUCUGAUACAUUCAUGGAAAAUAUGAAAAUUAGUACGGAUGUUAGAACGGGUAAGAAAGUGCAGCUGACAUCAUGGAAAAGUCCUUCUGAUCCAUCCAUUGGAAACUUCUCUGCCGGUAUUGAGGUUCGAAAUAUUCCUGAAUUUUUCAUCUGGAACGACAGUAACACAUAUUGGCGGAGUGGUCCAUGGAACGGCCAGAUCUUUAUUGGAGUACCGGACAUGGUUUCUGUAUAUCUUGAUGGAUUUAAUCUUGUACCUGAUAAUGAUGGAACAUUCUAUUUAUCUUUUUCCUUUUCAAACGAGUCUUUCCCAACAAAAUUUGUCUUGAAUGCUCAAGGAAAUCUACAGCAAACAUAUUUUGACACUGGAGAUGAUCAUUGGGGGAUCGGGUGGUCAGCUUUGAAUUCUGACUGCGAUGUUUAUGGCAAGUGUGGGGCAUUUGGAAGCUGUAAUUCACAGAAUUCACCAAUUUGCAGCUGUAUACCGGGGUUUGAGCCAAAGAACAGAGAAGAAUGGAACAGAGGAAAUUGGACUAGUGGAUGUGUGAGGAGGAGACCCUUGCAGUGUGAGAGGGUGAACAAUGGCAGUGAUGGGGGCAAAAAAGAUGGAUUUUUGAAACUGACGAUGAUGAAAGUGCCAGACUUGGCAGAUUGGUCAUCUGCUCGUGAAGAAAAUUGUAGAAACCAAUGCUUGGAGAAUUGUUCUUGUAUUGCUUACGCAUUUGAUGCUGGCACUGGUUGUAUGCCAUGGACAAGAAGCUUAAUUGACCUACAGAAAUUCUCGAGUGGCGGAAUUGAUCUUUAUGUUCGUGUGGCCUAUUCAGAACUUGAUAAAGAGGAAAAUGUGAAAGUAAUCGUGACAGUCACAGUCCAGAUCAUAGGAGUAAUAUUUACUGGCAUAUGCACUUACAUAUUGUGGCGUUGGAUGGCUAAACAAAAAGCAAGGAAGAAGAAAACCAAGGAGAUGUUACUGUUGAACAUAAGGGAAGCAUAUCCAAAAUUUCCUGGUGAAGACAAGCAUGGAGACAGAUUGAACCAAGUUAAACUCCAAGAUCUACCGUUAUUCAAUCUUCAAGAGCUGGCAAGUGCAACAAACAACUUCCAUCUAUCAAAUAAGCUAGGGCAGGGUGGAUUUGGUCCCGUAUACAAGGGAAAACUGUUGGAUGGACAGGAAAUUGCAGUAAAAAGACUUUCAAAAGCCUCUGGACAAGGGCUAGAAGAAUUUAUGAAUGAGGUGGUGGUGAUCUCUAAACUCCAACACCGGAAUCUUGUUAGACUCCUUGGCUGCUGUGUUGAUGGGGAAGAACAGAUGUUGGUCUAUGAAUACAUGCCAAACAAAAGUUUGGAUGCAUUUCUCUUUGAUUCAAUCAAAUCAAAAGUACUAGAUUGGAGAAGACGCUUCAACAUUAUGGAAGGAAUUGGUCGAGGUUUGCUGUACCUUCAUAGGGAUUCCAGAUUAAGGAUUAUUCAUAGAGAUUUAAAGGCAAGUAACAUCUUGUUAGAUGAAGAGCUAAAUCCAAAAAUAUCAGAUUUUGGCAUGGCUAGGAUUUUUGGGGGUAAUGUAGAUCAAGCCAAUACUACAAGGGUUGUUGGAACAUAUGGCUACAUGUCCCCUGAAUAUGCAAUGCAAGGGCGCUUUUCAGAGAAAUCAGAUGUCUUCAGCUUUGGAGUGUUGUUAUUGGAGAUAGUAAGUGGGAGAAGAAACAAUAGCUUUUAUGAUGAUGACCAUGCCAUGCACCUUCUAGGAUUUGCAUGGCAAAUGUGGAAUGCAAACAACAUUGUGGCAUUAACAGACCUGAUGAUACGUGAACCCUGCUUUGAAAUGGAAAUUUUGAGAUGCAUACACGUCGGGCUGCUGUGUGUGCAAGAAGUUGCUAAAGAUAGGCCAACUGUCUCCACUGUUAUUUCCAUGCUUAAAAGUGAGACUCUUGAUCUGCCUCUUCCAAAGCAACCUGCAUUCACGGAAAGGCAAAUUGCCCCAGAUGCUCAACAGAACCCAAGUAAAUGCUCUGUUAACAAUGUUACUGUUACAAUGGUUCAAGGCCGAUAGCUAGUAUGUUAGUUUGAUUUUGGACUUGUUAAUUAUAUGAUUUACGUAGUAGGAACAGUUUUAUCAUAAAUUGCUCUGCGGCAAUUUUUUUCUUA